AUGGCAUGUCCUGAGGUCAACGCCGACCCAGCGUCGCCAUGCUCAGAAUGCGGCAAACUCAAGGAGGAUGUGAAGAGGUUGGGGGAUGAAAAGCAAGCACUCUUGAAAAAUGUGAAGGCGUUCAAGGAGAAGGCUAUCCAAACGAACAAAUUGGUCGAGUUUUGUAAAAAUGCAGAAAAAGAAAAAGCGGAAAAUGCUGCAGAACUGGCAAAACUAAAGAGUGAUCUGGGAAACACCGCUAAAGAUCGCGACGAGGCAGUAGCGGAAUUGAUCAACCUACGCGAAGAGAUAAUCAAGAUCCGUGAAGAGCUCAUUGUCUCGAAGCAAUCUGUUUCUCGAUUAGCUAAAACCGAAUCGGCACUGGCAAGCACAAAAGCGGAAGUGGUAAAACUGAAAGAUGCAAACAAUCACUGGCAGAGGCAGGUCAUACAACAGAAGGUGGUGAUUCAACAGUCCGAGAAUACUCUGAACAAACUUCGGGAGGAGCAUGCUCAAAAAGAUGAUCAGUUGAGAAAGCUGAAAGAUGAAAUGUGCAAGGCUAACGAGCUUCUAUGUCAAUCCGCGGAAGUGGCAUCAAAGCAAGACGCGGUGAAGGUCGAGAUGGAUACACUACGAAAGCAGUUGGCCGAAGCAAGGAUACAAGCUGUGGAGGCCGUGAAACUGGCUAAAAGUGCAGAAGAGCGGUGUACAAUAUUAGAAGAGGGGAAAAUGUCCUUAGAGAAUCAAGCUAAAGUACUUGAAAAGGGGAAGCUGGAGAUUGAGACCCGGUGCAAAGAUCAACUGCUUGAAAUUUCUCAAUUAAGAAAGAAAGAUGAAGAGAUCCACAAGCUCAAGGACAUGCAUUCAGAGAUGGAGGCGAGGAUGAAAGCAAAAGAUGCGGAGAUCCAAAAUAUGCGACAACGAGUAACGGCUGCUGAAACGUCUGGAAAGACUGAGGUACCCCGGUACAGGAAAAGCGACCAACGCAACGAUGUAAAUGAGGAUGCUGCGACGGUCCAACAGCGUUAUGACAAUGAAAUGCGACGGAUGAGGGAUCGCCUGAAAGAGUUUGAGGCGCAACUUCAAGACAAGGAGGAGACACUUCGUACUUGCAACAGUCGACUCGCUGAUGAAAGGGCCAGGCACAAGGAUGAAGUACGGCAGUUGCGGGCACAGCUCAGCAAUGCAAGCGCACAGGCCAAAGAGCCUACUGUGCAAAAGGGAAUUGAAAAACAUAUGGCACCUGAUCAGUCAGAAGACGGGGUCUCUCGCCUUGUACGACAGAUCGAUCGUUUGAGAGGUGAAAACGCAUCACUUUCGAAGCAGAAGAUGGCGUUGCAAGAGUUGGUGACUGAGCAGCAGGUGCGCCUAAGUUGCUUGAAAAGAAAACUCACAAAAGUCGACAACGAUGAGUUGCAGUCUGACCUGGAGGAGGAUUACAAAGAUCGACCUUCCAAGCGAAGGGCAACCCAAAAUUCUGUGCAGACGUUGUCAGAAAUAGUACCCACUCCGAGGUGUUCCCCUACUCCUACGGAAGACGAACUUGCUACCUCCCUUGACCUUGGAGCGUCGCCCAUCACCACUGCGAGCCGUUCUCGCGCCCCUAGCAUCGACUCCAUUAGCACAACAUCAUCCGACAGGUACAAAACAAAGCCAUUGCCUCCCAGUCGCUCCAGUGCUUUGGCUGCAAAGGAAAGAGAUACAGGAGGAGCCAAAGCACCUAGCAUGGCGGCUAAGUCAAAAGCGGCUCCCUCUGUAGAAAAGGUCAAGCGAAGGUCACGCACUAUGUCAACAGGCAGCUCUACAUCUUCGGGAGCAUCAGAACCUGUAGGAUCCUCACUGCCACCGAGAUCAAAUAGUACCCAACGUCAACCUGUGUCACGUACUGCAUCCGGGGGUAAGCGAACUUCACUGCAUGCGGACUCGGGUGGAAAAAAGACUUCAAGCGCAGGACAAACGACCUCUAAUGCAGCAGCCACGGCCUCACGUAGUACAACCGAUUCAAUCAAAGCAAGUGUACCGCCCUCCUCUAUAUCGAAGCAAGCUCGCAGGCAAUCUGCCGCUCUGGAGCCUCCAACCAAACUGCAGACAAGUGAUCUUCAAUUCAAACCCGCGGAUAAUGUCAUCUCUCCCCCGCAACCGCCUUGUCCCAUGGAAUCGUCUGACCGCCUCUUUCCCAGUCGGCAAAAGGACCUUGCCGACCUCAUGAGUAGAAAGAUCCGGAAAGUUGUACCGGCGGAGAAAGCGCAGAAAACAAAACCGAGUUCUCCUGUGGUCAGUGGCCAAGGUUCGCCAGUUGUUGAUGAUGUCACGUUCAUCAAGGACGUGCUUUUGAGCAUUGAUACGGACUCACCUGCAGCCCUCGUGGAUUUCUUCAAAAACCCGCAAAGUCGAGCCGCUAGUGACUCUUACACCCUUCAAUGCGCUUUAGACCAAUGUUGGGGACAUUUCCGGUCGCACGCUCUAUUGAUCGGAAGGGUAGGGGGUAUCACUAAACCGAGUGCACCACCCAUGUUGCGAAGCUUGCAAACAUCCGAAUAUCUGCCUGUGCGUGAACGCCACAUCAUCUUAUGCGUUUUCAGUUGGGCCGUGCGGUAUGCCAGCAAGAAACUCUUGGACAAAAUAAUGACAUGGAUCCAUCACACGCUCGUCACCACGUCGGCUACCAAACGCAGCUUGGGGCGCGCGUGUCGCAUGAUUCGAGCUUUCACAACUUGGUGUCGUUUUACAAACGAUCUGCAACGGUGUCGCGUAUUGUGUUACGACCUAUUACGAGAGGUUGGUGCUGUGAGUGAUUGUAUCAUUAUGUUGGACAACGUGAGCAAAAUGUGGCCCGAAGCGUUACGGCCGUCUGACCGGUCGGAUCCGGUUUUCGAUUCGUUUCAGGCGAUCGUUACUGCUUUGACCACUGAUGGGGUGGGCGUAUUUGACAAGUGCGAAUUGGGAACAUUGAAGGCGGGGACAUUAACACCAGAGGACUUGCUGACGAGACAGAUGAAUACAGUCUUGAAUGACUCAUCAAUUGGAUCGAACGCGCGGUUUUCCGUUGCUUUUGUCAAAUCUGUUGAACUAUGUGGGCAGCAAUUGCCUUGGGAAAAACGCUAUGCCGUGAUUCAGCAGUUGUGGGCCCAGCUCAAUGACCCCGACAAGGCACCAUUUUCACUCUCGCUCAUCUCAGGAUUAGCCAGAGGUUCCAUGGGAGAUUUCCAGCCUUUGCCAGGGGUUGAAUGGUUUAGGGAUCAGUUGGAGAAACUUUUGUCACUGAAUGACGAGAACCAGGAGAUGCAAGAAGACGUUGCGAUGGCUGUAUUGAAUUUGAGCUGGGGCAAGGUUUCAAGUUUGCGACGAGUGUGGGAAUGGGCCAACGGAAAGACUUUGGGAGGUAAUUUGACAAGGGAUUUGAAAGCUGUUGGGAGAAUUGUAAACAGAUGAGGUUCGACUCGUGUAUUAUAUACUUGGCAGUAUUAAUGACUUGUGUACAAAACAUUGGCUUAUAUUAAACGUUCCAUAAAAUUCAAGACUGGCUUAAUCUUGAGCGCACGUCCAAUACAAUUCUCU
Messenger RNA from Spizellomyces punctatus DAOM BR117, 3537 nucleotides. RefSeq lists its product as uncharacterized. Bases 1 to 3411 code for a protein of 1136 amino acids. Lineage: Eukaryota; Fungi; Chytridiomycota; Chytridiomycetes; Spizellomycetales; Spizellomycetaceae. The transcript is spliced from 6 exons. The record is from RefSeq and is a predicted model, not a curated record.